Aedes albopictus (Asian tiger mosquito) is the source of this 1520-nucleotide messenger RNA. RefSeq lists its product as uncharacterized. Lineage: Eukaryota; Metazoa; Arthropoda; Insecta; Diptera; Culicidae. The transcript has 2 exons. The record is from RefSeq and is a predicted model, not a curated record. Gene Ontology annotation, molecular function: zinc ion binding; nucleic acid binding. The coding region runs from base 263 to 1294 and encodes 343 amino acids.
CUCAGUGUAUAAGCUGAAAUAUUUCCGAUGGUCUGACAUAUUGUACUGCUGAAUCCAUCUCCUCUGAAUAGGCCUUUAGUCAAAAUACCAAACGACUAUGUGUGAGUGAGAUCUUUGCCGACGUGCUAGGCAUGAAGCAUGCUAACAGGAAUCGACUCGUCCACUUCGAUCCAGACCAGAGCAGCGAACGGGUGUAAGUUGGAAGAGCUCCCGAAUUGUGUCACCGAACCAACUCAACAGUUUUGGCGCAGCCGAAAGGAAAAUGAUGAAUGACGAUGGAAGAUUCGGUAUGUCGUUGGGAGCUUUCAACGACAAAGUGGAUGCCCAAGACUUACGUCGUGAAUGGGAGGAGUGGCAUCGUGCUUUCGAGCUGAUUCUCCAGAUGCGAAAAAUCGAAUCCCAACCCGAAAAGCUUGUGACAAUGUUGACGAUUGGAGGACGUGGACUGCAGCGAAUCUUCUAUAAUUUGCGCCCCGUGGCGGACGAAAUUAUUCCAGAACCUGUAAAGGUGCCCCUGAUGCCACCCGAAGUCCCGGAAUAUGACAACGCGGUAAAACGGCUUGAGAAGUUCUUCGUAGGCAAGCGCAACGAACGGGUGGAGCUAGAAGUUUUCCGCUCACUCAAACAAUCCAGUGAGGAGUCCUUCAACAAUUUCGUCCUCAGACUGCGAGCCCAGGCAGCGAGGUGUGAGUUUUCGGAUCGCGAAGAGACAGAACUCCUGCAGCAGAUAACAAUGGGCGCACGUGACGAGAAGGUGAGAGACAAAGGCUUGGAGAAUGUCAUGAGCUUGGACGAAGUCAUUACCUAUGCCAUGAACCGCGAGAUUCUCUUGAAACAAAGAGAAAAGCAAAAACCAUUCUGUAGCGAAGCAGAGUUGCACAGCGUAAGCUCAUACCGACCCCGAGAACGAAAUCGAAGUCCAAGGCGAAACACAGGAAGUUACCAGCGAUCUGAACGGCAGCCAAUGGGUAGGCGGGCACGGCCAGGUGAUGGUCGUUUUAGGACAGAAUGUCAUCGAUGCGGUUCGCUCCGGCACUCCGGAGACUCACGUGAGUGUUCUGCCCGCGAAGCAAGUUGUAACAACUGCGGGCAACGAGGCCACUAUGCAAGGAAGUGCGGAAAUCGUCGAACUCAGCGUGGGAAUCGCCCAUCGAGACGUGAGGUGAAGCGCGAGGACAGGCGUGGAUUGGAGCGACACGGAUUCACUGAAACGAACUCGGUAAACGCAUCCGAAUCCUUGGAACACGAUGGUCCUCGUCGAUCGGCUACCGACAGCAUCGCUAAGGUGGAGUAACUUUGAACGUUUUUUUUACUUUUGUUUUAUGAAUUCUAAUGGACAUAAGACUUAUUGAACUCGACGACGUUUUUGAUAAAUCGCAAUAAAACAUAUUUGAAUAAAACAUACUUCUUUCAAAUUAGGUGGAAACGAGUACCCUGAAUAAUGAAUCCAUAGUAUGCAACAUCGAUAAAAUUCCGGUGAAUUUUGUUAUUGAUUCAGGAUCCUCUAUCAACGCAGUUAC